AUGAAUAAGCCUCAGAAAUACUGGAAUUACGAAGCUCAUCAGAUUGAAUAUGGUGAUGUUGACGACUAUCGUUUGGGAGAGAAGAUUGGCGAAGGAAGGUUCUCGGAAGUGUUUGAAGGAAUUCUAAUACCAGAGGAUGAAACGGUGGCUAUCAAGAUAUUAAACGUAAGUGUUUUUUUUAUUGUUUUCGGUUUUUAGGUACUGAAGAUUGGAAAAAUUGAAUAUUGAUGAUACAAGAUGUUGAUUGUUGUGUGAUUAGUAUAACUUUUGAAGUAAAUGCAGAUGAAGUAGCUUUAGGAACAUUUUUUCGGAGGAACAAGUUCUAUUUAUCGUUUAAACAUUAUUUUGAUCUUUUUAUUACCUAAAUUUUAUUAUUCUAGACAGUAAACGACAAAACCCUGAAAAGAGAAGUCAAGAUCCUGAAGAACCUUAAAUCAGGACCCAAUAUCAUAACUCUUCUUGACGUAGUUAAAGGUCCAAUAACAAAAACGCCGGCUCUUAUCUUCGAAUACGUUAACAAUACCGACUUUAAUCAGUUGUGCCAGACCUUAUCUGAUUAUGACAUUCGAUACUAUUUGUACGAGCUUCUGAAGGCUUUGGACUUUUGUCAUUCGAUGGGAAUCAUGCACCGAGAUGUGAAGCCACACAAUGUUAUGAUAGAUCACGAGAAGCGACAACUACGUCUUAUCGACUGGGGAUUGGCCGAGUUCUAUCAUCAGGGUCAAGCAUACGAUGUUCGGGUAGCUUCUAGAUGUUACAAGGCACCGGAAUUGUUGAUUGGGUAUAAGGUAAAAUAAUUUUUUAAAGUUUUUUCUUGUAAUACUAUUCUAUUUUUUAAAAAAUAAAAAAAAGACUUACCUUUGGUUAUGUUUGGGGUAUGGUAAAGUUUUUUUUAGCUUUUUGGUUUAAUGAUGGUUUUAAAAUUUAGUUUUUUAGUACUACGACUACUCACUUGACAUGUGGAGUUUGGGAUGUAUGUUAGCUUCAAUGAUUUUCCGCAAAGAGCCUUUCUUCCACGGGCAUGACAACUAUGAUCAAGUAAGUCUUAAUUUUCUUUGAUUUUUAGGUAUGUUUGCCCAAUAACGAACAGAAUACGUAAAUUUGAACUGAUAAUGGAAUAAAUUUUUUUUAAAAAUUUAGUAAUUGAUUUUAGCUGGUUCGGUUUGCAAAAGUGUUAGGAACGGACGAAUUGUUUUUGUAUAUCGAGAAUUAUCACAUUGAAUUGGAUCACCGUUUCAACGAGAUUCUUGGAAGGUAAGUGUUGGCAUAGUUUAAAAAAGACCAAUUUAAAUAUUGACUCAUAUUACUUUAUGUUUUCUUAAGGCUUUGUUUUUGAAAUAGUUGGAUUAUUUGAUAUUGUUUUAGUCAUUCUCGAAAACGAUGGGAACGGUUUGUUCACAUUGACAAUCGAGACCUGGUAUCAUCUGAGGCGUUUGACUUAUUGGACCAGUUACUUCGGUACGAUCAUCAAGAACGUCUGACUGCUCGUGAAGCUAUGAAGCAUCCUUACUUUAACCUGACCAAGGUUAGUCGAGUACCGUUGAGAAGGUUACAUUUAGGUAGGUUUUUAGAACUUUUACAUGUUUUUGAAUUGAUUUUUAGUUGAAAACAUUUAAACAAGUUACCUAAAAAUUGUCAUUAUUGCCUAAAAAUUAUUUUUCGCUAAAGUUUAAAAUUUCAGCAAAACCACGGUCUAUACCCAAGAACAACAUUGAAGUCGAGAAGAUCCGUCAAAGCAUCAAACAAUGUCGAGUCGAGUACAAAAAAUCAAUGAAUAUGGCACUAGAAAACGUGAAAAUAGCAAUCACGGAGAGAAGACAAGCUGAUGAAAUGACCUGUCGACCAUAUCGACCAGCUUCAGGGCUCCUUAUGCGACCAGACAAACACAGAAAAAACGUCGAUUUGGUGCCAGUCUUGCAUUUAUGA
Messenger RNA from Bursaphelenchus okinawaensis, 1926 nucleotides. The record is from the annotation of a GenBank genome assembly. Lineage: Eukaryota; Metazoa; Nematoda; Chromadorea; Rhabditida; Aphelenchoididae.